Molecule: messenger RNA, 231 nt
Organism: Protopolystoma xenopodis
Lineage: Eukaryota; Metazoa; Platyhelminthes; Monogenea; Polystomatidea; Polystomatidae
Source: the annotation of a GenBank genome assembly
UUGUUUUCUAUUUUUUAUUUAGGUGAUAGUAACGUCGGAAAGACCAGUCUACUCUAUCAGUAUACUGAUGGGAUCUUCAAUCCUCGCUUUACUUCUACUGUGGGUGUAGAUUUUAGACAGAAAAGGCUCAUACGUGAAAGUAAAGAGGCUGAUGGAAUGUUAGGCCAGAAACAACGCUUGCAUCUGCAACUUUGGGAUACAGCUGGGCAAGAGAGCUUGCAUCUUUUAUAA